Molecule: messenger RNA, 2813 nt
Organism: Falco peregrinus (peregrine falcon)
Lineage: Eukaryota; Metazoa; Chordata; Aves; Falconiformes; Falconidae
Gene: SLC37A4
Product: solute carrier family 37 member 4
Exons: 9
Coding region: 148-1503 (451 amino acids)
Biological process (GO): phosphate ion transmembrane transport; glucose-6-phosphate transport
Cellular component (GO): endoplasmic reticulum membrane
Molecular function (GO): glucose 6-phosphate:phosphate antiporter activity
Source: RefSeq, a predicted model, not a curated record
CCGCUGUGCCGCGCCGGUGCCUCCGCACGCCCCGGCUGCCGCCGCUGUCCGCCCGCCGCGCUCUCGGGCCGGGCUGUCGGCUGCCUCGCCCAGUGCCGGCCCACCCUGCUCCUGUUCCGGUCCGGCCCCGCGGGGCAGCGCGGCGGGAUGGCGGCCGGCGGGUACAGGCGGUACCGGGCCGUGAUCUUCGCGGCCAUGUUCAUCGGCUACGCGCUGUACUACUUCAACCGCAAGACCUUCUCGUUCGUCAUGCCCUCCGUCAUGGCCGAGGUGCCGCUGGGGAAGGACGAGCUGGGUGUCAUCACCAGCAGCCAGUCCGCGGCGUAUGCCAUCAGCAAGUUCGUCAGUGGCGUCCUCUCCGACCAGAUGAGCGCCCGCUGGCUCUUCUCCUCCGGCCUCCUCAUGGUGGGCUUGGUCAAUGUCGUCUUCUCCUGGAGCUCCACUGUCACGGCCUUCGCCGGGCUCUGGUUCCUCAACGGCUUAGCCCAGGGGCUGGGCUGGCCGCCCUGCGGGAAGAUCCUACGAAAAUGGUUUGAGCCUUCUCAGUUUGGGACUUGGUGGGCAAUCCUGUCUACGAGCAUGAACUUGGCUGGAGGCUUAGGCCCCAUUGUUGCUGCCCUCGUGUCUCUGAACUACAACUGGCGCAUGACUUUGUCCUUCUCCGGCUUCAUCUGUGUGGUUGUCUCUUUUGUUUGCCUUGUCCUGAUUAAAAACGAGCCAUCGGAUGUUGGGCUGCCCAACAUUGAACAAGGACCCAAGAAGGGGAAGAAAGGUUCCUCCAGUGACAACAGCACUUUGACAGAGCUGCUGCUCUCACCAUACCUCUGGGUGCUCUCAACGGGCUACCUGGUUGUUUUUGGAGUGAAAACAUGCUGUACCGAUUGGGGACAGCUCUUCCUUAUCCAGGAGAGAGGACAAUCCAUGCUUGUGGGUAGUUCCUACAUCAGUGCCUUGGAGAUUGGGGGUCUGGUGGGAAGCAUUGCUGCUGGAUACCUUUCUGACAGAGCGGUAGCAAGAGUGGGUCUCUCAAGCUACGGGAAUCCUCGGCACGCGCUGCUGCUUUCCAUGAUGGCCGGGAUGUGUGUGUCCAUGUUUCUGUUCCGAGUCACAGUCACAGGCAAUUCUCCCAAGGAAAAUCACUUCUGGACUGUAGCCUUGCAACCUCUAGCUGGUCUUACAAGCCUAAAAGAACAGGAGCUGUGGAUUCUGAUUCUGGGAGCUGUGUUCGGGUUCUCCUCAUAUGGGCCGAUUGCCCUGUUUGGGGUUAUAGCCAACGAAAGUGCUCCUGCCAACCUGUGCGGCACCUCUCAUGCUAUAGUGGCCCUCAUGGCCAACGUUGGGGGUUUUCUGGCUGGACUACCUUUCAGUACCAUUGCCAAGCACUACAGCUGGGCCACAGCCUUCUGGGUGGCCGAAAUCACCUGUACUGGCAGCACGGUGGCUUUCUUCUUACUGCGGAACAUCCGCACCAAGAUGGGCCGGAUUCCCAGGAAGGCUGACUGAGGAGGAUAAGCUGCUCGGUGAAAAGGAUGCCCUCAUGCUAAUAUGAAUGAUGCUCGGUUUUUUUGUUUAACUGGCCUAGGAGUAAGUUACCUAUUGCUGCAGCCUAGGUAAAAACUUCUUAAAUCUUCAUCCACUGUCAGGUGCCCAAGGGCACAAGGUUCCUGCUACUGAUCACUUUUUCCCUCAAGAUGUGAUAAUUCAGCUAGUUACUGUACCUCCUCCUCACAGGACUGUUGGUGAAGCAAGCAAGCUUCACAGCCCCAGCUUCCCCACUAAAAGUACUCUAAACCAACUGGAUUCAGGUGCGGUCACACUUAAGUUUUGUCCUUACUGUUCGCCUCGGCUGUUAGCUGUCAGCACAGCUUUGUGGUUCAGGGGUGCUGAAGCAGCCUUUGCCGCGUUUGUUCAGCCCACCCAGCCGCUGUAAGCGCAGAUGUUUCCGUUUACUUCAGCGUGAGCUCCCUGCAUGCUCUCGGCCCUGGAACAGUGACAGAGCAGUGAAUAAUGAUUAUUGCAGUUUGGCCUCACAGCUGAUUUGGGAACAGCAUGGCUUUAGCUUUACCUGGGAUUAGUUGUUAAGAGUGAGGGAGGCAUUUGCUCUGGACGAGAACACUGAUGCAGUGUUGCGUCAGGACUCUCUGCGGCACUCAAAAAUAGGCAUGUUUCCAAGAAAUUCUUGGCACUUCAGGGGAGAGCAUUUAGAGAAGCUCCUUCUAUUGAACUGAUCUUGCCUGGUGCGAUUUGUGUACAGUGUUAAUGAUUUGUGAGGGAGACAGCUGCUGCCAAAGCAGCUUGUAGCAAGCACUCUGCCAAUCAGCCAGGAAAACCACCCCAGCAGCAGGUAUUGCGACAGCAGCUACUGCCAGCCCACAACUUCUGCAGCUGGGUUUCCUGAAAACCUGUAUUUCUAGCACCAGAUUGUAUUUUAUUUGGCACAAGGUGUGUAGUCUAGAAUGUUUUUGGUCAAGAGCUGCGUCUGUCACAGCUGCAGGUAGGGGCUCUGGCUACCUCAGCAGAGCUGCCACCGGCAGCCUUGAGCAGUCCGGCCCAGAAAUCUCUGUAAUAUGCAGACUCAGGUUUUUAACUGGAAUUUUGUUGAAUAUGCUUAGUUUUUCCCAAAAGGAUUUACUGCUUUAGGGUCCUGGAAGUGGCAAGUUCAACUCAUGAAGAACCUGCACACGGGUACUUUGUUGAACAGCUUUGUUGCAAAAGUAGGUAGCCAGACUUAAUUAAAAUAAUGCAAGUGAAUUACAUUUUGUACUUAAUUAUAUAAUCUUCUGUUAUCUGUGAAAUAAAAUGGAGCAGUGUAA